AUGGAUAUGAAUGGGAACAAGCCAAAUGAGAAGAGUAAUGAUCCUAGGGCUUGGUUUAGAUAUGAUAUUUGCUGGGCGAAGGUGCAGGAGGCUAGAGAUAUCAUUACUCGUAUUUGGUCCAAUGAGGAGUGCAAUUCCCUGGAGAAGAUGGAGCUGAUCCGGGAUAAGCUGGGCCCGUGGGAAUACCAACAUUAUAGAAGGUUGAAGAAUAAUAUAAAAGGGCUGGGGAAUGAGAUUAGCAAUCUUAAGGAUGACCCUACGAGUGAGAGAUCAACGAGUCUCCUUAAGAAUGCUCGGGAUGAUGAGAGUGAUUUACAUAUGGAUCCUCGUAAGGCCCCGGGGAUUGAUGGGCUUUCAGGAAGCUUUUUCAAGAAUCACUGGCCUACAGUGGGUGAAGAUGUUCUAAGCUUGUGUCAUGAUAUUCUUAAGGGCAAUAAGAGUGUCGAGUGCAUAAAUGAAACGUUAAUUGUUUUGAUUCCCAAGAUUAAGAACCCGUGUGAAACGGCUAACAUCCGUCCAAUUAGUCUUUGCAGGGUGAUCUACAAGAUUGUUUCAAAGACUCUUGCUAACUGGCUUAAAGAUGUUCUUCCCCUGUGCAUUAGCCAAAAUCAUAGUGCCUUUGUUCCUAACCGGAUGAUCCACGACAAUGUCUUAGUUUCCCAUGAGCUCAUGCACUAUCUCCGUAGCUCUAAAAAUGGUCCAAACAAGGGUUGCGUGGAGACUAACAAGAUUAAAGGCAUCCGGGCUAGUAAGGAUGGCCCUAGAAUUAAUCACCUCUUUUUUGCUGACGGUGCUCUCUUGUUUGUCAAGAACAAACAAAGUGAAGUGGAGGCAUUUACAAAGAUUUUGGAAACCUUUGAAAGGAUGUCUUGCCAAAGCAUCAACAUGGAAAAGUCUAUGGUCUACUUCAGUCCAAACACCCCUGUUUCUCAACGCGCGACAUUAAGUAGCCUGCUUAAGAUGAAAGUGGUGAACAACCUUGACGGAUAUCUUGGUCUGCCCAUCCCGAUUAGUAAGAAGAAGUCAGCUGCUUCCCAAAGCAUAUUAGAUCAUGCGACUAAUAGGAUCAAUAGCUGGUCUAAGAGAUUAUUGUUUAACGGUGGGAAGGAAAUUUUCAUAAAGUUGAUUCUUCAGUCAAUUUCUAAGUAUACUUUCUCAGUUUUCUUUGUCCCUAAUGGUGUCCUGGAGGAGCUUCAGUCCAUGAUCUUUCGAGUGUGGUGGGGGAAAAUGAUAAGAACAGAGGAUGGCAUAUGUUAUCUUGGGACCGAAUGUGUUUCCCUAAUGGUAUUACGCCCCCUCAGCGCCGAUUACCUAUUCCGCGUUUUUUCCUUUUCUGCUAUUCCAUUUUUUGCCCUCGUCCUCAACAUUCUGAUUCUCAAACGCCUCCUACAACAGGUUCUUCUUCAUCGCACUCUUCCCCGAUUUGCUCAUUACAUGUUAGUUUUCCAGAGGUUCUUGUUCAUCGCACUCUUCCCCGAUAUCCCUGGUUACAGGUUAGUUUUCCAGAGUAUCAAAAUUUUUGUUUUUGUUGCGUCUUGGUCUUUUUGGAAUUAG
Molecule: messenger RNA, 1554 nt
Organism: Gossypium raimondii (Peruvian cotton)
Lineage: Eukaryota; Viridiplantae; Streptophyta; Magnoliopsida; Malvales; Malvaceae
Exons: 7
Coding region: 1-1554 (517 amino acids)
Source: RefSeq, a predicted model, not a curated record